AUGGAAGGGUUAAAGGUUUCAGAAGCCAGCUUAAUCGUUCACAUUCAUCCUUCUAAAAGCAAUCAAGUUUCAAAAUCAGUUCUUCGUGAACUCAGCACUAUGCUUUUCACGUACAACGAGGUCUUCGACGGUAUCGUUUUGGCUUACGAUGUUAACUCGUUAGACAAAUGCGCGAAGAUCCUUCCUGGAGUUUAUCCUUAUUUCGGUGUUAAUCUGAAGGUUAAUCUGUUACUUUUUUCUCCCAAGCCAGAUAUGCUUUUAGAAGGAAAGGUAGUGAAACUUACUCAUGAGUCUAUUCAUGUUGUUGUGCUUGGAUUUGCUUCCGCGAUUAUAACGGAGAAAGAUAUCAGGGCAGAGUUUGUGUACAAAAUGAAACACGGGCAAGAAGUGUAUGCGAGCAACUCUCACAAGCGGCAUGUGAUAAAGGUUGGAACAACGAUAAAAUUUUUGGUCAAGAGCUUUGAUGAGGAAAUGCUUCAUGUUUAUGGAUCUCUAGUUCCAGAUAACACAGGAAGCAUACAUUGGCUGGAUAAGAAAUUGGAAGUUGUUUCCCACUCUGACAGGAGCAUAAAAAAGAGAGAUAAUGAGGGACAACCAUUAAUCUCAGAUAAAGAUGCUUUAGAUGGGGAACGGUCAACGGGUGACACUGCUCAAAAACUAAAGAAGUCGAAGAAGCAAAAAGUCAGAGAAGAAUCUUGA
Molecule: messenger RNA, 699 nt
Organism: Lathyrus sativus (Indian pea)
Lineage: Eukaryota; Viridiplantae; Streptophyta; Magnoliopsida; Fabales; Fabaceae
Source: the annotation of a GenBank genome assembly